Molecule: messenger RNA, 4218 nt
Organism: Delphinapterus leucas (beluga whale)
Lineage: Eukaryota; Metazoa; Chordata; Mammalia; Artiodactyla; Monodontidae
Source: RefSeq, a predicted model, not a curated record
UCCCGCGGCAUGUGGCAUCUUAGUUCCCUGCCCAGGGAUUGAACCCACAUUCCCUGCAUUGGAAGGCAGAUUUAACCACUGGACCACCAGGGAAGUACCUAUUUGUGAUCUAAUUAUCAGUAUGAUUAUAUGUAAAAGAAAGAAGAAGUGGGGAGGGAAAGGGAGAAAAGGGGAAAGGACCUCAGAUUGGGAAUCAGAAAAGCAGGUUGAAGUCCUGAGUCUGUACUUCCCAGCUCUGUAACUUUAGAUAAGUCUCAUAACUCUGAGCCUCAGCUGGCUCUACAUGUUUGUAAGGAUAAAUAAGUUAUUUGUAACCUACAACAUGCUCUGAAAUCAUAAGGGAUUAAAGGACCAUCCAGUGCCAGAUGUAUAGAUAGACAGGUAUCCAUAAACCAGGGUGUGACUGCCUCAAAGACAGAACUAGGUCUCACUGUUUUUUGUAUUUCUAGCAUCUAGCCCCAUGCCUGGAACAUAGAACGUUACCAAUAAGUGUUCGUUGAGUAAGUGAGGCAAUGAAAGAAUUAACUUUGAAUAAGUGAAUGAAUGAUAGUAUGUAAAAGACAGGUGGGUGUCAGGUGACAAGUUGUUAAGUGGCUAUGGCACUGCUAAGAACUGAAGUUACAAUGUUUAAUUCCUUAUCUGUUAAAUGUUUCAGUAACAUGGAAGAAUAAUUUGCACAUAUAUGUAUUUUUACUUACAGAUUCAUUAAUUCAACAAAUGUUUAUUAAGUGCCUACUAUAUACCAGGCAAAGUUCUAGUCCUGGGCAUACAGUGAUGUCCAUUUUAAUCAUUUGUUUUAAAAAGGCCUCUGGCACUGAUGAUUACCUUCAGUGACAGUGUUGGUUAAGCCCUGACCCCUGGUGCAAAUUGAAAUAUAUUCCCAUUAGUUAUUGAUGGGCUGUAAUUUUUUUUUAAUUAAAAGUUCUUUGGGAAAAGAACUUUUUCUAAUUGCUGUUUCCUACUUUUAGCCGUUAAUAUUUAGUUUGGGAGCAUAACAUUUAACGAUUUUUAAAAAGCAACAGGUCAAGUUAAUAUAUAUUAGGUGAUGGAUUAAAAAGCUAGAUAAUCAAGCAGAUAGAUGACAGGGAGUCAUUCUUCCAAUCAACCUGAUGAUGUCACUGGAGAAAAGAAGGUCAGUUGGAACGUGAUGUCUGGCAGUUACAGGGAGCUGUGGCUAGGAAGAGGGUACUCAAGCUGCCCUGGAGUCCUUAACCCGCAAGCAGCCAACAUCAUGUGUCCAGGCCCCUGUACCAGAGACACCGGACAUCUUUGUGACUGACAGAGUGAUCCCAAAUGGAGAAAGACGAACCCCCACUGUUGGUGACCCCUGUGUCGGUGAAAGCCAUCAUCUCAAGAAUUGAGGCUGCCCAACUAACUCGGGCUCAGGAGGAUAUUUCUUCCCAGCUCCCAGACAUCUUGGACAAUGUCAGCUGUGCCAUCAGCCGCUUCCAGGAAGAAUUAGGAUAUGAUUUCAAAACAAAGGCAAAGUCUCACCAGACAGAGCGAAAGGGCAAGAACACAUUCAUCUUGCUGGAGAAAAUUACCUCACUCUCCAAUGAUGCUAAGACUAAAGAAAAGCACUUGUAUGAAAUUCUCCACUGGCUAGGUGACUGGGGUGACAGUCUGACCUAUGAGAUCAGGAACAGGUAGAGUGAGGAGGAAGAGGAAGCCCUGGAUGAAUGGAUCGAGGUGAUGGAGAAGGGGUUACCUCUCUCCCUCAUCGCCACCAAAGGAGGCAUCGAGUCUCUCAUUUCCCUCUGCUCCACUCUCAUUGAAGGACAAAGGAAAGGGGCACAAAUGUCCAAACACACUUUCUGGCAGGGCUGGCGGGAACAAAGCCCACAAAAAGUGAUAUCCUGCCCUCAGCCACUGAGCCCAGAGCAGAUGCUCCAGGACAAGCACACUACCUGCAUAAGGGUCUCCGAGGUGAAGUCCAUGCUGCAGGAACUCCUAGACUCCACAAUGUUCAACCAGGGGGAGGUUCGGGCCAUCAGGUACAUGUCUGCUGUGGUCGAGAACCUCAACAAGGCCUUGAUGCUCCAGCACAAGGAGAACAGAAGCCUGGAGGCCAAAUACAGGCACCUGAAAAUAGAGAUGACCAAAGAACUCAGCAGCCAGAGGCUGUACUUCCAGAAGUCCCUCCAAGUCCUCAAGAGUAAGAGAGAUGCCCUACUAAAGCAGGUAGAAAUUCUAGGGGGAAAGUACCAUGACCUUCUCCUGAGGAAGCAUGCCUUAGAGUUCCAGCUGAACAAGGCUCAGUCUGCUAGAGGUCAAGCAGAAUACUCAGUCAAGAUCUUGGUUGACUCCCCAGCCCCUGCCAAGAAAGAGGCCCUCCAAAAGAAAGAAACAGUCAUAGAGGAAACCCAACAGGAACCCAAGGAGGAGCAGUUUUCACCGCUCUCCCCAAGUCGCCUGGCCAUGACCUGGGAUAGUAGUGCUAGGCCUUCCACGUGUCAACCACUUUCCACCAUGACUGUGCAUUCAAGGAUUGCAGAUGUGUACAGCAGCCAGGACACUGAAAAUCUUCAGCCCGUGUUGCCAUCCUCCAUGCAUCACAAGUUUCCUAAGAAAUGGGAAAGACCAUCAGCAGAAAGCCCAGGCCACAGAGUCAAAGACCAGAAGGACUUCUUCCAGGAAGUGACCCAGGAGAAGGAAGGACUCCAGAUGAAGUCCCAUUUUCAGAAGCAGCUGUCCCCAGAGAGCUCUAGGAAGGUGGCCUUGGAGAGCAAGGCAGAGCACUGGGAAGAGGAACUCAGCUGGGAGAGGCAAAGGCAGCAGUGGCUGGAGGAGGAGAUGUGGCUGCAGUGGCAAGAGAAGUGGGCCCUGCUGGUGGGACACCGGGAGAAGCAGCGGCAGUGGGAGCAGGGGGAAGCAGCGAGGGGGUGGCAGUGGAGAUUGGCCCAGGAGCAAGGGGGCCCAUGGAGGGGGCCGGAGCGGACAGGAGGGGACGUGGAGAGAAUGGGCUUCGUGCCCACCAGUCGAUGGAGGGACUUGGAGGAGGCAUCACUGGCACCUCCCCCAAGCCAGGCCCAAUCUGCUCACCAACGCAGGAGGCCACACUUGCCCAGGUCCCCUAAGACCCAGCAGCCUGCCCCUGGAAACCAGAGGACCAUGAGUUCAGCCGAGUUUACUCAGAAACCACGGGCCCGCUGUGUUCCCAUGAAGCCCAAGAAGACGGCCUCCCUUCCUGUCACGGGGACAUCCCUCCGAAAAGUGGCCCAGCCCCCUUUGCACACAUCCCCAGUAACUCCGAAGGGGAAGGUAUACCACGUGGACGUGGAGGCCCAGAGGAAGAACCUGCAGCUCCUGACUGAGGAGGAUCAGCUGGGGCUGCCCCACUACCUGAGCAACAAGGUGCGGGAGCUCACCACCACCGCCGUGGAGCUGAACGUGCUCAAGCUGUGGUGCCUGUGCCAAAAGUACAUCCUCUACAGACAUUUCCAGAGCCUCCGACAAGAAGUGAUCAACCACGUACAAGUUGUGCGAGAAGCUGGGGCUGCCUACAAGGCCCAGAACCUCUACCUCUUCCUGGAAAACGUCGGCCUGCAGAACCUCCAGCUGCAGGCCUGGACAGACAAGCAGAGGGACCUGGAGGAGAAGCGCCGAGAGUGCCUGAGCACCAUGGUGACCAUGUUCCCCAAGCUCCAGCAGGAGUGGAACAUUAACCUGAACACCCCUGUGGCCACCUCCCCAAAGUCAAGGAAAAGCAAACCUCCCCCAUCCUUACUGCGGAACAUCCAUUCCAGCAGCCCCUCCUGCAAGCGACACCUGGAACUCUUUAUGACCAAGCACCAGCAAUGUGUGCCCCUGCGGAUGGCCCACCAACAGGGGAACCAGCUGGAGGCCAUCUGGAAGACUGAUGUGGCCUCCUCCAGUCACCCAGUAGAAAAGAAGACCCCCACCAGCCUGUCCUGGGACCAGCUAGGGGGGUACCCAGAUAUUCCCCGGCUGUCGGCAUUGGAUGUGCAUUCCUCCUACCACAAAAGCUUGAUGUCCCUCAAGGCCUGGUGUCUCCCCUGGACUGUCUGUCUGACAGGUAAGAUAGCUAUGUGCCUGUACACACCGAGCGCUGUCUGCAGUUGGAGAAGUAUCUUAACCUCGACUCUAACUGCCCUGCCCUCCCUUGCUCAGAGCCUAUUUCUGCACAAAGUACACGAUGGUUCACACGCGUGUGCUGAGAUGCAGUGAUUGUGGAUUCACAGACUUCCAACGUGGUGC